AUGACAUCGCCACUCGCCAUUGGGCGUGGCUGCUCUCGAAGCCCCACGCCUUUAUAUAGUCUCACUCCUCGACCUCGGCCACCCGAUCUCAAGCACAGCGAAAAGCACUUAAGAACCAUGAAGGACCCCGUCGCCAGAACCAAUUCUCCCUACACCAAUCCCUCCGUCAAAGGCCCCCGAAGUCAACUCUUCACCAACAGACCCUCCGCCGCCGCCGCCAACAUGCUCGUCAAUACCGUUAACAAGACCGGUCUCCAUCCCGGUGGUAUCAUACCCCAAAACGAUCACACCGAGUUAGAGGAGGAGCUCCACGAGAAAGCCCACAUCGACUAUACACGAGUCGCAAUUAUCCCCAACCCCUCAGUUGCCGCCCUCUACGAAGAUGCCCUCGUGUACGAGACCGGCACCGCCGUCGCAUCAAGUGGCGCCCUGACUGCCUACUCCGGCAAGAAGACUGGCCGCUCCCCUAUGGACAAGCGCAUCGUGAAAGAGCCAACUUCAGAAAACGACAUCUGGUGGGGACCUGUCAACAAGCCCAUGGAUCCUGAGGUAUGGAAGAUCAACCGUGAGCGCGCUGUCGACUACCUCAACACUCGGAAUCGCAUCUACGUCGUUGACGGCUAUGCUGGGUGGGAUGAGAAGUACCGCAUCAAGGUGCGCGUCGUGUGCGCACGCGCCUACCACGCCCUGUUCAUGCGCAACAUGCUCAUCCGCCCGCCGCGCGAGGAGCUCGAGCACUUCCACCCGGACUACACAAUCUACAACGCCGGGCGCUUCCCCGCCAACCGUUACACCGAGGGCAUGACUUCCGGCACAUCGGUUGCCAUCAACUUCGCCGAGAAGGAGAUGGUUAUCUUGGGUACCGAGUACGCCGGUGAGAUGAAGAAGGGCAUUUUCACCGUCAUGUUCUACGAGGGUCCUAUCAAGCACAACAUCUUGACACUGCACUCGUCCGCCAAUGAGGGCAAGAACGGCGACGUUACCCUGUUCUUCGGGUUGUCCGGAACCGGCAAGACGACACUGUCGGCUGACCCUAACCGCGCGCUCAUCGGCGACGACGAGCACUGCUGGAGCGAUCGCGGCGUGUUCAACAUUGAGGGAGGAUGCUACGCCAAGACGAUUGGCCUCUCGGCCGAGAAGGAACCGGAUAUCUUCGGCGCCAUCCGCUUCGGCUCGGUGCUCGAGAACGUCGUCUUCGACCAGGACACCCGCGUCGUCGACUACGACGAUUCGACUCUGACGGAGAACACCCGUUGCGCCUACCCGAUCGAUCGCACAACGCCAACGCCUGGCUGCUCAACACCGGCUGGGUUGGUGCCGGCUUCGCCCCAGGGCGGCAAGCGCUGCCCGCUCAAGUACACGCGCGCCAUCCUCGACGCCAUCCAUAGCGGCGAACUCGCCAAGGUGGACUACGAGAACUACGAGGUUUUCAACCUCCAGGUGCCCACAUCUUGCCCCGGCGUGCCGGCGGAACUUCUCAACCCCAAGAAGGCCUGGACUGCGGGUGAUGAUAGCUUCAAUGCUGAGGUUACCAAGCUGGGCUCCCUGUUCUUGGAGAACUUCAAGAAGUACGAGAGCGAGGCGACUGAGGAUGUUGUCAAGGCUGGGCCGGUUGUUUAA
This is a messenger RNA of Chaetomium globosum CBS 148.51, 1620 nucleotides long. Its product is annotated as phosphoenolpyruvate carboxykinase. Gene Ontology annotation, molecular function: phosphoenolpyruvate carboxykinase (ATP) activity; ATP binding. The transcript is spliced from 9 exons. Lineage: Eukaryota; Fungi; Ascomycota; Sordariomycetes; Sordariales; Chaetomiaceae. Gene Ontology annotation, cellular component: cytosol. Gene Ontology annotation, biological process: gluconeogenesis. The record is from RefSeq and is a predicted model, not a curated record. Bases 1 to 1620 code for a protein of 539 amino acids.